This is a messenger RNA of Trametes versicolor FP-101664 SS1, 1623 nucleotides long. RefSeq lists its product as uncharacterized. The transcript has 4 exons. NCBI's taxonomy places the organism in Eukaryota, Fungi, Basidiomycota, Agaricomycetes, Polyporales, Polyporaceae. The record is from RefSeq and is a predicted model, not a curated record. Bases 1 to 1623 code for a protein of 540 amino acids.
AUGAAGAUGCAUCGCUUCGCCAGGGUCGAAGCCCGGAAACAGGGCCAUGAGCUACGCGUUCACGAGCACCCCACGCGUCGUCCUGCGGUACAUACCGUCGUUGACUGUACGGAGCUUACUUUCCCUCCAUCCCACCUCCCCAGUCUCUACAUCAAGCGUUCAUCGCUCACUACCAAACCCUUUAUCACCGCUACACCGACUUACAAGAUGAACAGCAGCUUCAACUUCGACUUCAUGGCUAACGUCGCCGGCCCGUCCUCAUCGCGCAUUUCCCGCUUGUCGCCGACUCAAGCUGCAUCGCAAGUCGGGAAAGGCUCCCCCCGUCCCUUUAAAUUUCCGAACCUGGUUGAGGAGGGAGGGUUGCCCCAGGUCAACAUGCGUUCGGUUUCCAGCGCGUGGCUCGGCCCUCAAGAUUCGUACAAGGGGUGCGCCUCACUGCCCUAUGGGUCAGAGCAGCCUGGGAUGCAGAGCGACGCGAGCGGGGCGAUGUUACAGUCUCUCGCAUUCGACUUCGGAGGAAGUGCAUUCUCGUACGGUGAACAGCAGACCGCUACGGGGAGCCUUUGGAACGAGCCGCACGGCGGUGCAUAUUGGGCAGGCAAUGGGGGUCUCGAGACACCUAGCUUCGGACUUCACGAAGGAUUCAAUACCGCGGCCGAAUAUCUCCCACAGGAGGCCUCUGGCGACGAUUUUGAUCAGAAGUGCGCGGAUCUAUCACCCCUCUCGUGUGCGUACGAUUACGGUUUCCUGCCUGCGAAAGAUCCUGCUCGGGUCGACGAUCCCUCUUUCUUCCCCGCGUCUGCCGCCAACCGCACUGCCCGACUCCCGGUCGCGUAUCCAUUCGACAUCGCCCUCCCUACUGCCAUCUCUAUCCCCCUCCCAGACUUGGAACCGUCUGGUGUAUACGAGGACGAGAGCGUGCCGGCCAUGACAGCGCCGCAAGCGAUCAACCCACUCGAGAUGCUGUCGGCGAUGGGCGGCCCAAAGCGCUAUCAUGCCGAAGACGAGGACGCUUCAGAUGCACCUCGUCCAGCGAAGAAGGCCAGAACACUCCGAGCGGAGACCCGGACGACCUCCACUCGCCCGGCCACCGCAAAGAGAGUCAAGACGCGCUCGCGCAAACCGGUCGCUGUGGCCCGCGUUGCAUCACCGGUCGCGGGCCCAUCAAACAUCCCCAUGGCAGCGGCGGAAGGAACAGAAUUUGGAGAGCACCCUGACGAUCACGAUGCCCACACAUCCCAAGGGACGGAGGCGAUGGAGGGGCGCACCAAGCGGGACCGGCGCACAAAGGCCCAAGUUGCGGCGGUCACGCGAACAGACCUUCGAAAGGUCCCAUGUCCUGUCAACGGCUGCGAGACGAAGUUCGACCCGCUCACCCACGACGCGAAUCGCGACCACUUGAAGGGACACUACGCGGAGGGCGCGCUCGACGCCAAAGCUUCCCUUCCCUGUCUCUGGACUGACUGCGAGGCGCGGCCGGCGGGGACGAGAUUGAUCACGCACCUCCACAAGAAGCAUGUUGGGCGGGCGUUCAUUUGUUCUAUUCCUAAUUGCGAAUGGAAUUGGGCGUCGAGUCGUAGCGGAGAUCUACCGGGACACCUGGCGAGGAGGCACAAAGACUAG